AGCGGAAGUGUGUCGUUAAUGUUAGCGGUUAGCUAAAAACCAGUUCUAGAUCGCUAAAAAAAACUAGAGUGAAGAGCCGUAAUUUCUUUUGUUGUACUUCGUUUAUCUGUUCCUUUUAUAUUUUUUGUUACGUAUUUCACCAUUGAAAAUGGGAAGGAGCAGGAGUCGAACUCCUCCAAGGCGUGACAGAAGACGUUCCCGCUCUGCUUCACGAGAACGCGAUCGAAGGAGAAGGGAGAGAGAUCGGUCUCGGGAUCGAGACAGAGAGAGAGACCGAAGAAGAAGUCGUUCCCGAUCUCCUCACAGAAGACGAUCAAGGUCUCCCCGACGCCAUCGCUCUUCCUCCAUCUCUCCUUUGAGACAAAAAGACAGACGUGACGAUGACCGUAAAGACAUGAAGUCAUCCAAGCCCAUUCAAAUAUCAGCUGAGGACAUGCAAGGCAAAACCGAAGAGGAAAUUGAGAUGAUGAAACUGAUGGGAUUUUCAACAUUUGACACCAGCAAGGGGAAGAAAAGUGAAGCAUCGACCAACGCGUAUGCUGUCAACGUGACCAUGAAGAGAAAAUACAGGCAGUACAUGAACAGAAAAGGUGGGUUCAACAGACCACUGGACUUCAUCGCAUGAAAGCUCGCAACAUCUUUGCUGCUAUACUCCUGAAACUUAGCUUUUGAUGUACCUGACAAGGAUAGAUAAUGGUUUGCUUUUUUUUGUUAUUUUGUAAUAUUUUGUGUGGGAUGCUUUUGUAUAUACAGUACAUUUAUGAUUCAUUAAUUGUUAAGCUCGUGUUAAGUUUUGGUGCAAUUCCAUUGCAAACAUGUGGCUAAUGAAGCUGUCAUAGCAUGACUCAUGUAAGUAGUUAAUUAGUUGUUUGAAACCAUUGAAAUAAAAGUCUUUUAAUAUCUG
Molecule: messenger RNA, 904 nt
Organism: Doryrhamphus excisus (bluestripe pipefish)
Lineage: Eukaryota; Metazoa; Chordata; Actinopteri; Syngnathiformes; Syngnathidae
Gene: snrnp27
Product: small nuclear ribonucleoprotein 27 (U4/U6.U5)
Biological process (GO): RNA splicing
Cellular component (GO): precatalytic spliceosome
Source: RefSeq, a predicted model, not a curated record